GCUGCUCAGGCUGUGUUGUUCCUGUGUAUGAACACCGCUGGGAUCUUCAUCAGUUACCUGUCGGACCGGGCCCAGCGCCAGGCCUUCCUGGAGACACGGCGCUGCAUCGAGGCCCGGCUCAGACUGGAGACAGAAAACCAGAGACAGGAAAGACUGGUGUUAUCAGUCCUACCACGUUUUGUAGUUUUGGAAAUGAUCAACGACAUGACAAAUGUAGAGGACGAACACCUCCAGCAUCAGUUUCAUAGAAUCUACAUCCACCGCUACGAGAAUGUCAGCAUUCUUUUCGCAGAUGUUAAAGGCUUCACAAACCUCUCCACGACGCUGUCGGCGCAGGAGCUGGUGCGAAUGUUGAACGAACUCUUUGCACGAUUCGACCGCCUCGCACACGAGCAUCACUGUCUGCGGAUAAAGAUCCUGGGCGACUGUUACUACUGUGUGUCGGGUCUGCCGGAGCCCCGACAGGACCACGCCCACUGCUGUGUGGAGAUGGGCCUCAGCAUGAUCAAAACCAUCAGAUACGUGAGGUCGCGUACGAAACACGACAUCGACAUGCGAAUCGGGAUCCACUCCGGCUCGGUUCUGUGCGGGGUCCUGGGCCUCAGGAAGUGGCAGUUCGACGUCUGGUCCUGGGACGUGGACAUCGCCAACAAGCUGGAGUCGGGCGGGAUCCCAGGGAGGAUCCACAUCUCCAAGGCGGCGUUGGAUUGUCUGAACGGUGACUACGAGGUGGAGGAGGGCCACGGGAAGGACCGCAACGACUUCCUCCGCCGCCACAACAUCGAGACAUACCUGAUCAAGCAGCCGGAGGAGAGUCUGCUGACGCUGCCCGAGGACAUCAUGAAGGAGGCGGCCAGCUCGGCCGACCGCCGCGCCAGCAGCGCCACCUUCAACGAGGCGUCCUGGAGCCCCGAGCUGCCCUUCGACAACAUCGUGGGGAAGCAGAACACUCUGGCUGCCCUAACGAGAAAUUCGAUAAAUCUGCUUCCAAACCAUCUCGCACAAGCUUUGCAUGUCCACUCUGGUCCUGAGGAAAUUAACAAGCGAAUAGAGAGCGCCAUCGACUUACGGAGUGGCGAUAAGUUGAGAAGAGAGCAUAUCAAGCCUUUCUCACUGAUGUUUAAAGACUCCAGCCUGGAAGAGAAGUAUUCCCAGAUGAGGGACGAGGUCUUCAAGUCCAACCUGGUUUGCGCCUUCAUCGUGCUCAUCUUCAUCACCACCAUCCAAAGCCUGCUUCCCUCUGCCAGGAUGGUUACCAUGGUGAUCCAGUUCUCGGUCCUCAUCGUCCUCCACUCGUGCCUGGUCCUGGUGACCACGGCGGAGGACUACAAAUGUCUGCCUCUGGUCCUGAGGAAAACCUGCUGCUGGAUCAACGAGACCUACGCCGCUCGCAACGUCAUCAUCUUCGUCUCCAUCCUCAUCAACUUCCUGGCCGCCAUGAUCAACAUACUGUGGUGCGACUUCGACAAAUCCAGCCCCUUCAGGAACCAGACGUACAACGAGUCGGCGUCCAUCCCAGACAUCUGCUUCUACCCAGAGUACUUCGUGUUCACGGGUGUCCUGGCCAUGGUGACGUGCGCCGUCUUCCUGCGGCUCAACUCGGUGCUGAAGCUGGCCGUGCUGCUGGUCAUGAUCGCCGUCUACUCGCUGCUGACCGAAGCCUUCUACACGUCACUGUUCGUCCGCUACGACACCGUCCACCACAACACAGAAAACUUCCUGGGAACCAAAGAGACGUCUCUGCUCCUGAUGGCCAUGUUCCUGCUGGCAGUGUUCUACCACGGACAACAGCUGGAGUACACGGCCCGGCUGGACUUCCUGUGGCGCGUCCAGGCCAAAGAGGAGAUCAACGAGAUGAAGGAGCUGCGAGAACACAAUGAGAACAUGCUGAGGAACAUCCUGCCCAGCCACGUGGCCCGACACUUCCUGGAGAAGGACCGGGACAACGAGGAGCUGUACUCUCAGUCCUACGACGCCGUGGGGGUCAUGUUUGCCUCCAUCCCGGGCUUUGCCGACUUCUACUCGCAGACGGAGAUGAACAACCAGGGCGUGGAGUGCCUGAGGCUCCUCAACGAAAUCAUCGCCGACUUUGAUGAGCUGCUCGGCGAGGACCGUUUCCAGGACAUCGAGAAGAUCAAGACCAUCGGCAGCACCUACAUGGCCGUGUCCGGUCUGUCUCCGGAGAAACAGCAAUGUGAAGACAAAUGGGGUCACCUGUGUGCGCUGGCCGACUUCGCCAUCGCCCUCAACGAGAGCAUCCAGGAGAUCAACAAGCACUCCUUCAACAACUUCGAACUGCGCAUCGGAAUGGCCCACGGGUCAGUGGUGGCCGGUGUGAUCGGUGCCAAGAAGCCUCAGUACGACAUCUGGGGGAAGACGGUGAACCUGGCCAGUCGAAUGGACAGCACCGGCGUCAGCGGCAAGAUCCAGGUCCCCGAGGAGACCUACCUGAUCCUGAAGGAGCGCGGCUUCGCCUUCGAGUACCGCGGCGAGAUCUACGUGAAGGGCAUCAGCGAGCAGGAGGGCAAGAUCCGGACGCACUUCCUGCUGGGCCGCGUCCAACCCAACCCGCUCAUCCUGCAGCCGCGCAAGAUCACGGGCCAGUACUCACUGGCCGCCGUCGUACUGGGCCUGGUGCAGUCGCUCAACCGGCAGAAGCAGAAGCAGAUCCUCAACGACAACAACAACUCGGGCAUCAUGAAGGGCCACCACCACUACAACCGCAGGACGUUGUUAGCGCCCGGGGGCUCCGAAGUGGGAGGGGGGCAUCACGCCGAAGCGGCCGAUAAGACGGAGCUGUCGUGAAGAGCAGGCUGGAGUUUUAGAUCCGCACCAGUUCAACCGAGGCUGAGCUGCUCUUCAGACAGAACCAGUCCCAGUGGUUGAGUUAAAGCCAGAGGAGGCUGCACCGGGUCAAAGGUCAAGCACAGGGAAACCAGGGCGCUCUCAAACACUCAAACAACCAUCCACGCUUAAUGUUUUCGGACGUAGAAUACCCCGCUGAUAGCUGUAUGAAAUACCUCCGAGUCACUUAAGUUUGAUUCUAUUUCGACAGAAAUAUAAGUAGAUUAUGUCAAAAAAGGGCUGAAAAAUGAAAGAGCAUUUACCAUUGAACUCCAGCCUCCUCCAAAGUCCACAGAGUCUACUGUUCCACCACCUCCAGCCCAAACCUCCUCCACUAACGUCUGGCUCCAGGGUUCACCACAGGGUCUUAAAAACUCUGAAAAGUCUUAAAUUUACAAAUCUGCUUUUAAUAACUUCCAGUCUUUAAAAGGUAUUAAAGUUGACAUGGUAGGUCUUCAGUUCUGUUUCCAUUAACUCGUUGACUUGUGUCCAAGUUACAAAGAAAGUAACGUUAGUCGACUCAGUUCCAACCUGACAAUUUACACUGAAAUUAGGAACCAGUUAUCGUUAACGUUGCAGCUCCCAGUGAGAAACGACUCAGAACAGUGGGAAUGAAGCCACUGGAGAAAUAAAUACAUUUUCCCAAAUUCUAGGAGUCACACAUUUUUGCUAGUAUGGCCGUGAAAUGGACAUUAAAUAAUGUUCUAAGAAGACUUAAAAAAGUCUUAAGUCUAACUUUUAGGAACCUGUAGGAACCCUGUGUCUCUAUAUGAUGACAUCACCAAGUCUUAAGGCAUUUGUCAAUAUUAAGAACUCGCUGAGUUCAGAGUUGCGAACUCAGCGAGUUUGGUCUUGGUAGAAUAGACUUCCUAAGAACACAAGUCUCAAGUUGACAGUAGCACCAAAUGCAUUGUGGGAUAUUUUCCAGCCAAAGCCACGAGUUACUAAUCGGUGCAUCUUUGGUUAAAGGGACGAGACAAGAACAACCUCUGCAAAUUCCGUUCGAUCUCGGUUUGUGUGAACUUGUAAAAGGAAUAGUACUUGGGCCUCAGCUCACUUUAAAAGAACAGACAAGAACACGAUCACAAACAGUCACCAAACGACAGCAGCCGGUUCUUCAACACCUCCCAUUUUCCUGCUUGGUUUAGAGUGAAUAAACGUCAACAGGAGGUGGUGCUGUGGGCCGCGUUAGUCACAGCUGUAAUGAAUUCAGAAGCAGAAGUAGAGGUUGUAAAUCAGAAACAAAAACACACUCAUCUUCAUACCUGACAGACGACAACCACCUUCAUAACAAGACGUAGAUGCACCAAACAUCACAGGUUACUUCGAAAAUACUGAGCUGUUGUUUUAUUCAGGCAGAUUUAGGCCCAAAUAGGACUGGGUCAAGGUUAGGAGGGCACUGAGGUAUGGGCUAACGCUAUGAAAACUGGACUGGGUCAGGGUUAGGAGUGCACUGAGGUACAGGCUAACGCUAUGAAAACUGGGCUGGGUCAGGGUUAGGAGUGCACUGAGGUAAGGGCUAACGCUAUGAAAACUGGACUGGGUCAGGGUUAGGAGUGCACUGAGGUAAGGGCUAACGCUAUGAAAACUGGACUGGGUCAGGGUUAGGAGGGCACUGAGGUAUGGG
This is a messenger RNA of Sphaeramia orbicularis (orbiculate cardinalfish), 4471 nucleotides long. It is a transcript of the gene adcy8, whose product is annotated as adenylate cyclase 8 (brain). The record is from RefSeq and is a predicted model, not a curated record. Gene Ontology annotation, molecular function: adenylate cyclase activity. Gene Ontology annotation, cellular component: plasma membrane. Gene Ontology annotation, biological process: cAMP biosynthetic process; adenylate cyclase-activating G protein-coupled receptor signaling pathway; intracellular signal transduction. Bases 28 to 2805 code for a protein of 925 amino acids. The transcript is spliced from 17 exons. NCBI's taxonomy places the organism in Eukaryota, Metazoa, Chordata, Actinopteri, Kurtiformes, Apogonidae.